AUGGCACAAUCUCCUCAAAGACCCAAUGGCACCCUCCAGACUCCUAAGGCCGACAUGCCUCACCACGAUUCCCAAGACCCCCAGGAGGCGGGGCCCUCGUUGCAUGUCGGGGGCGAGAUAUUUCCGGUUGUGGAGAUCCGAACCACCGGAGAUGUUAUUCUUGAGGUCCAUUUCGAAAAUACCGGUGCAUGCAACAAAUCCAUCCCCAGCGAAGACAUCCGGAAAUUCAAAAUUUCAAAGUCGUCGAUACCCUCUCCACGAAUUUUCUACCGAGUCCGACUCGAAACUCUCAACAAGAAUUCCCGCUAUUUCCAACAUCUUCUAGGGCCCAGUUUUGCAGAGGGAUCAGCAAUCGCAAAGGCUUUUGCAAGUCUUGCCCAGUCGAAAUUGAAUCCCACGGAAAUUGAAGCGGGCAGGCUCCCUAGGAUUAAGAUUGUUGAUGAGGAUGCUGCAACUAGAACGAUUGGGAGGGAGACUAUAUUCAGCGAUAUGCUGCGGAUUAUGCAUGGCGCUGAACACGCAACGAGACCGUUUACGCUGAAUUGCUUGGCGGUCCUCGUUGUGAUGGCCGAUAGGUACAAUGCGCUACCAACCGUGGCUCGUUAUGUCCAAAAGACUUUGAAAAAUUUCAAGUAUCCGGUCACAUUGGAUACGAAAGCGGAAGAGGCUCUCCGACAGAAGAUACUUAUAUUCUAUCAUACAGACCAGGCAAUGCGAUUUGCUUCUGCCACAAAAGAGUUGAUAUUGAGGGGCUCAUCAAUAUGGAGUAGUGCCGAUGAGGCUACAACUGACUUCCAAACAGCCUGGUGGGAUCUACCUGAUGGCUUAGAAGGUGAGCUUGCUCACCGCCGAGCUUGCGUUCUUCGUACAAUCGCAUCCGUGCAAAUGCAAUGCCUAUCGCUCUACAGCUCAAAAGACCGGCAAUGUAAACUAGGAUACGACAGCUCCGGCGCCUGUGAUUCCUUCCAGCUCGGUGAGAUGGUCAAAUUCCUCACCCGGAAAGACCUGCUCUCUCUCGUCUCAUUUCAAGCUGCCUCCCCCGAUGACACUGACGACUAUAUUUGGCCAGAAAUUUAUUCUGGCGAUAUCGAAAACUUAGUUGGUCUCCUUCGACAAUGUCCCAGUUACCAGAUUAACCAUUAUCACUCGCAUUGUGGACUGAGAUCUAAAUUACUCCCGGCCCUUGAUUACAUUAAAAUAUGUGUUGAAAUAGGCAUCGGUAUCAAAUUCGGACGCUCGAGGGGUGAUUGGAAGAAUAACGCCUGGAGGGAGACAAGCAAGGCUAGAUCUGAGAAGAAGGCGUUUUGGGUUACUAAUGAGGAUGGAGAGCAUGUUGAUGUUAGCGGUGAGAAGACAAGAGCCUUUAAUUUCGCCUUGGUGAAUCAGAGAGCUACUUGGGGUAUUAACGAUCUGGGUGGCGAAAAGAAUGCUAGGAGUCUUUUUACAGCGGAGAAGUGGAAUUGGAUAAGAGAGCCUGAGGAUAACGAGAAGGCACUGAAGUCGAGGUUUAUGCGAGCUGACCCAGCACUUAAUUGA
This is a messenger RNA of Venustampulla echinocandica, 1536 nucleotides long. RefSeq lists its product as uncharacterized. NCBI's taxonomy places the organism in Eukaryota, Fungi, Ascomycota, Leotiomycetes, Helotiales, Pleuroascaceae. The coding region runs from base 1 to 1536 and encodes 511 amino acids. The record is from RefSeq and is a predicted model, not a curated record. The transcript is spliced from 3 exons.